Messenger RNA from Oxyura jamaicensis (ruddy duck), 1963 nucleotides. RefSeq names its product transmembrane and coiled-coil domains 6 (gene TMCO6). The transcript has 12 exons. Gene Ontology annotation, molecular function: protein binding. NCBI's taxonomy places the organism in Eukaryota, Metazoa, Chordata, Aves, Anseriformes, Anatidae. Bases 26 to 1537 code for a protein of 503 amino acids. The record is from RefSeq and is a predicted model, not a curated record.
CCUCGGCCUCCUCCUCCCCGCCGCCAUGUGGGGCCGGCGGCGGCGCGGGGCAGGGCCCGGGGCCGGGGGGGGCGCGGAGGAGCUGCGGGCCCGGCGGCGGGAGCGGGAGGCAGCUCUGAGGAAGGCCCGGCGGCAGGAGCAGCUGGUCAGCAAGCGGCUCCUGCGGGAGGACGAGCAGGAUGGGGCCGAGGUCCUGCUGCAGCCUCUCCCGGAGGACGAGGUCUCCGAGCUGCUCAGAGCUGUGCAGAGGGGUUCAGAGGACAGGAAAACUUUGCUGCGACGCCUCCGCCGGGCUCUGCAGGACAAGGAGACUCAGCAGAAGUUUGUCAGGCUGGAUGGCAGUGUCCGGACGCUCAUCGGGCUGUUCACCGGCAGUCUGGCUGACGUGCAGAUGGAGGCAGCCCGCUGUCUGCAUGAGCUCUCCCACUCCAGUGACGCUGCUGUGGCUGAGGCGUGCAUGCCAGUGACCUCCUAUCUCCUGACAUACCUCUCGGGACACAGUGUUGAGUUCAUGGAGCUGUGUUUGUACACGCUGGGCAACCUGGUAGUGGAAAGUGAAGCUGUGAGAAAGCAGCUUCUGCCUCAGGGCAUUAUUCCAGUGCUGGCAUCCUGCAUCCAGUCCCCGCAUGAGGCUGUGCUGGAAGGUCUGGGUUACGUCUUGUCACAGCUCCUCCAAGCCAAAGAAGCUCCCACAGAGAUCAUACCCUUGGUUCUGGACUCUGUUCUCCCCCAGCACAUGCUUCGACUGGUUUGCUCUGGCCUCAAAUACGGGACAGGAGCUGCUGUGGAAUUUGCAUGGUGUCUCCACUACAUCGUUUGUAGCCAUACAGCCAACGCGGCGCUGAUAGCGCUGGGGGCCAUACCUGCUCUCACCUCGCUCUUGUGCGACAUCGCUUCUGAAAUCUCCCAAAGCAUUUCUGAGGGCCUGGAGCUGCUCACCUGCCCGGUGCUGCGGUGUCUCGGCAAUCUGCUUGCAGAGGAGACAGGAUGCGAAGCCCUGAUCCAGGACGAGCGCUUGCUUGUGGCCCUGUUCACAGUCAUGGAGUGCUACCUCCAGAAGCAUCCCUUCAUCAUACCGGAGUGCCUCUGGCUGCUGAACAACCUCACGGCGGACGAGCCCUUCUUCUGCUCUGCUCUGCUCUCUCUGGACUUGCUCCCAGCCUUGCUGCAGCUCCUGCCAUGUUCCCAGGCAGCGAGCGUGUUGGUCCUGACCGUGCUGUGCAACGUAGCAGAGAAGGGGCCCGCCUACUGCCAGCAGCUGCACCAGCAGGCUGCGCUUCCCCUGCUGCUGCCCCCCCUGGCACUCCCUGACCCAGAAGUGGUGGGGCAGUGCCUGGAGCUGCUGCACCUCCUCUUCCUGCACUGCCCGCAGGCUGCUGUUGACUUUGUCAAGCAAGGAGGGCACCAGACCCUCAAGCAGCACCAGAGCACCCCAGAACUCCAGGAGCGGGUGCAAGCACUGCUGGACAUGGCCCUGCAGCCACCGGGAGCCUCUGUCUUCAGUUCCUCACCAGCUGCAUCGUCCGCCUUCUCCUAGAUUACACAGCCUGCCCUCCUGGCCUGAGGAGGAGCAAACAAUUCACUCGCUGCCCUGCUUUCCUGCACCACAGCGCAAGGGCUGGUCAGGCAGUCAGGCUAACCGAGCAGCAGUGCUGGCUGCACGGAAAUGCUGGUGCCAGGUGGGCUGUUCCCCGCUCCCCUCCCUGGUGUCCGUGUCACCUUGCGGCCACCACCAGGCUGCCCCACGCGUCCCUGGAGCAGGGGCCAAGCUGAGCGGAGCUGCGAUCAGUGCAGAAGGGCUCUUGUUGCUGUGGGAGGGAAUACCAACCCUGCUGGAUUUGCUGAUUCCUUUUGGUGCUGCAGUUUUAAAUCCAACACACGAAGCUCUGGGUAAGCAUAUAUGUUUAUAUGACUGAUAAAUUAAGGACACAUUUUACAUUAAAGAUCAUUGGCAAAGCGUUCA